This is a messenger RNA of Cygnus olor (mute swan), 704 nucleotides long. It is a transcript of the gene RMI2, whose product is annotated as RecQ mediated genome instability 2. Gene Ontology annotation, cellular component: nuclear speck; cytosol. The record is from RefSeq and is a predicted model, not a curated record. Gene Ontology annotation, biological process: maintenance of rDNA; negative regulation of double-strand break repair via homologous recombination; DNA repair. The coding region runs from base 41 to 460 and encodes 139 amino acids. The transcript has 2 exons. NCBI's taxonomy places the organism in Eukaryota, Metazoa, Chordata, Aves, Anseriformes, Anatidae.
CGUCCCUCAGCGGCUGCGCGGCGAGGGCCCGGGCGGGGGCAUGGCCGGGGAGGCCGCGGGGCCGCCGGUGAAGGUGCUGGCGGCCCAGCUGCGGGGCGCCGUGCGGGGCGCCGGCGGGACGUGGACGCUGGGCCGGGCGGAGGCGGGCCGGGGGCCGCUGCGCCUGCAGGCGGCGUGGAUGCAGGGCACCGUGCUGGAGGUGGCGCGGGGCGGCGCCGCCGGCGGCUCGGCCCGACUGAGGGACGUCAGCGGCGCCUUCACCGUGCUGGGGGUGGAGGCGGUGCCCCAGGGGCGGCCGUGCCUCAGUGCAGGGAAGUACGUGAUGGUGGUGGGCGUGGUGCGGUCUUGCAACCCCGAGCCUGUGCUGCGAGCAAUAAAGAUGACGGAUCUUUCUGAAAAUCCGGUGCAUGAGAAUAUGUGGAGCCUCGAAGUGGAGGAUUUGCACAGAGUCAUCCCCUAGAUACUUCUUGUGCCUAAAGACCUGGAAAUAUAAGCACACGUAUUGGUGCACUGCGCUGGGCCAUUCUGGGUAUUUGUGAUUUCCAACAACACCCUUGGAGUAUAACAAGACUCGGGCUUUUUUUGGCGGGGGCUUGGAUUUUGUUGGGCUUGGAUUUAAGUUGAGGGAAAUGUGCAUAUGUGACAGUAAUCACGGUGCUCGUUUCUUUCACAGUCUUGUACCAACAGAUUAAACCGCAUUAAUC